Molecule: messenger RNA, 941 nt
Organism: Branchiostoma floridae (Florida lancelet)
Lineage: Eukaryota; Metazoa; Chordata; Leptocardii; Amphioxiformes; Branchiostomatidae
Product: N(G),N(G)-dimethylarginine dimethylaminohydrolase 1-like
Exons: 6
Coding region: 63-914 (283 amino acids)
Biological process (GO): arginine metabolic process; positive regulation of nitric oxide biosynthetic process
Molecular function (GO): amino acid binding; dimethylargininase activity
Source: RefSeq, a predicted model, not a curated record
GUCAGACUGGUCAGUCGACGUCCUAGUUUUUUUCGGCGCAGUUUCGUCAGAAGUAUUAAAACAUGUCUUCGGCCAACUUCGGGACUUACACACGAGCCAUCGUCCGCCAGAUUCCCGACUCCAUUCGGCACCACUCGGAGGCCUUCGAAGACCGUGAAUUCUGUGGCCUUCCCAUCUAUUCACCGAUCGACCUGGAGAAAGCGCGCCAAGAGCACGAGUUGUACACGCAGACCCUGCGGGACCUGGGGCUGGACGUGACCGUGGUGCCGGCAGACGAGUCCACCCCCGACUGUCCCUUCGUGGAAGAUACGUGUGUAGUGGUCGGCAACAAGGCGCUGCUGACCCGGCCGCAGGGUGCACCACGAAGGAAGGAGAUCGACACCAUAGAGAAGGUACUGACAAACCUUGGACUUGAGGUACAAAGGAUUCGUAACAAACAUGCAACGCUUGAGGGCGGCGACGUUGUUUUCACUGGACACGAGUUCUUCGUCGGUGAGUCUAUUUGCUCCAACCCUGAAGGUCACAAGAUCCUGGCGGAGACCUUUCCGGAGUACCCCGUGCACGCUAUCCCACUCGACCCGCCCAAAUUCCACCUGAAGGGAGUCGUCUGUAUGGCUGCACCGGGAGUCAUCGCCAUCGGGGAGAGCAAGUGGGGAAAGCGUGCCUGGAAGAAAAUUCAGAAACAUGCCAAGUUCACUUACGAACCCCUGUGGCUGCCAGACAAAGUCUUCGAGGACCAUACAUGUGACGUCAUCUAUUUUAACGGAAACCUCAUCCACUGCAAAGAGCAAGAAGGGGCCGAAAGUGUGAAGAGGUUUGCGGACAGGUUCCCAGACCUUAACCGUGUGGAGCUGACCAUUGGUGAGCUGGAGAAAGUUGAUGCUGGGUUGACCUGCUGCUCCGUCCUGUUCUAAAGAUGAAACAACUGUGGCGGCACUGAC